AAUGGCAACCACAGGUAGUAACGUGUCUAAGCGUCUUGUCCAGUAUGUAGUGGUGCGGUCGGACCUAGUGCAUGCGUUGUCCUGGCCCUUGGGAGCGGUUAUAACCCAGGCUUGUCACGCUGCUACCGCUGCCAUUCAUUUGAAUUACAGCGACCCUGACACACAGGAGUACUUGGCUGAGCUGGACAACAUGCACAAAGUGGUGUUGCAGGCCCCGGACGAGUCAUCGCUGUCCAGCUUGUCAAAUACUCUGACGGAAAAAGGAAUUGCCCACAAACUUUGGGUGGAACAGCCAGAAAACAUCCCCACCUGUCUUGCACUGAAGCCUUACUCCAAAGACAUAGUGCAGCCUUUUCUACGCAAGUUCAAGUUGUUCAAAUGACACUGUGGAUAUCCCAAGUCGCUAACACAGAAAUAAUCAUGCUUCAGUUAGUGUAUGCGUGCACAUACAUCUUACAGAAAAUUGCAUUAUUUGCAUCCACUAACUCAGGAUACACUGACUUCAUGUGAAUGCUGACUUGUCUUUUUAUAAGUAGCCUAAAUGGUGACUAAACACAGUGUCCAUCCAUUGGAUGGAUGACAUGGAUUAUAAACAUCCUAUUGGUGUGAAGUUGUUUAACGACUGCCCCUAAGUUGUGCAUCAUUAUGUUUUGGCUUUCUAGUGUAUGCAGUGUGUCCUCAUAAGAUGUCCACAGUGGAAAAAAGGGGAAGCUCUGUGUUUUGCUUGAAAUACCUACAUUUAGUAAAAAAAAAACAAAAAAACAGUGAAGUUCGGUUCACAGAGUCAGGGAGAAAAUGUGAAUGUUUUAAGUGGUACAUUCAGGAAAUUCCAUUUGAUAAAAAGGUGAUGUGUGUUCAGUUCUUUUUCUGUCCCUACAAAGAAAGACAAGAUUGUUAUCUCAUGGACUCACCGUUUUUCCUCGGAGCUUAGGGACAUGCAAAUGUUUGUAGCCCCUCUCUUCCAAAACCACAAAAAUAAAUAUAUUUAAAAAAG
Chanos chanos (milkfish) is the source of this 994-nucleotide messenger RNA. RefSeq names its product peptidyl-tRNA hydrolase domain containing 1 (gene ptrhd1). The record is from RefSeq and is a predicted model, not a curated record. The transcript is spliced from 2 exons. Gene Ontology annotation, molecular function: peptidyl-tRNA hydrolase activity. NCBI's taxonomy places the organism in Eukaryota, Metazoa, Chordata, Actinopteri, Gonorynchiformes, Chanidae. The coding region runs from base 2 to 382 and encodes 126 amino acids.